AUGCCGCUUUACAAGUCGCUUAAGAACUACCUGCCAUGGACUCAGGCCCCACUAAUCGCCAAUGCUCCCAUGAGUGGUGCAGCCACCAGUGAAUUGGCGAUCGCCGUUACUCGCGCUGGGGGACUGGGUCAAAUUGGAUUUUUGGAUGACAUGAGAGAGUUAUCCAGUCAGCUGGAUAUCGUUCGGCAUGGGCUGAGAGAUGUAAUGGCCACUCUUGAUAAUUCCCAACAGCUCCCCGUUGGACUUGGAGUGAUAGUCUUUGGAUCCCCCAUUGAGGCAUGGAUGCGACUCUUUACGACAUACAAACCAGUGGUGGCCUGGCUUUCCUUUGCCAGUACGGCUGAGCUCAAGCAGUGGACUGAGCGAAUCCGGCAGGCAUCACCCGACACUAGAGUCUGGAUUCAACUGGGAAGUGUGCAAGCAGCGAUUGAAGCCGCCCAAGCAUGUCGUCCUGAUGCCCUGGUGAUUCAGGGAGGCGAUGCCGGAGGGCAUGGACACUCCAAUGGCGCUAGCGUCUUGACUCUCCUCCCAGAGGUAGCAGAUGUUCUCCAGGACCAUGAAAUCUCUGAGAUCCCCCUGAUUGCUGCCGGGGGGAUAGUUGACGGAAGAGGAUGUGCGGCAGCCCUCACACUCGGCGCAUCGGGUGUGGUGAUGGGAACACGCUUUCUCGCGGCACCGGAAACCCAUAUCCCCCAGAUAUAUCGGAACGCGAUCCUAGCAGCUUCGGAUGGAGGGCAGACGACGGCAAGGUCUCGGGUGUUUGAUGAAAUUUGGGGCCCUAACUUCUGGCCCAUGAUAUAUGAUGGGCGGUGCCUUCGAAACAAAGUAUACGAUCAAUAUACUGGCGGGAUGAGUAUACAAAAUAUUCGGCUCUGGCUACAUGCGGCGAUGAAUGGAGUCAAUAGUGAGGAUCUCAAAACGGAGGACAUGGGCAGUGUUUGGGCUGGAACCGGGGUUGGCAUGGUGAAGAAGAUGAAUAGUGCUGCCGAUAUUGUUCGAGAAGUCCAGGAAGAGACCAGGCGAAGGAUUGAUUCAACUGCAAAACUCAGUGAGUUCCAGGGGCAGGGAUCUGUCGUCUAA
This is a messenger RNA of Penicillium macrosclerotiorum, 1080 nucleotides long. RefSeq names its product NAD(P)H-dependent flavin oxidoreductase. The record is from RefSeq and is a predicted model, not a curated record. The transcript has a single exon. Gene Ontology annotation, molecular function: nitronate monooxygenase activity. Bases 1 to 1080 code for a protein of 359 amino acids. Lineage: Eukaryota; Fungi; Ascomycota; Eurotiomycetes; Eurotiales; Aspergillaceae.